UUCGAUGGUCGAAGUACCCAAAAAAAACCUUUGAAAUUCAAAGUUUUUUUUACAUUGAAUCCUUCACUCGAGCUUAGUAAAUGUGCCCCUUAGUCAGACACCCUCUGCAUUCAGGAAAGUUACACCAUUCCCCCGUCAGUAAGUUUUGUUGUUACAUGAAAACUCUCUUCCCACCUUCAUACAAAAUAUUCAGGUGGAAUAAGGAUUUAGAGUAAUGCUAUGAGUAUUAGUCAUAAUACUAUGGUCCAUAGUGCUAGCACAGAAGGAUCAGCAUACCAGUGCUGUGGAAUGUGCUGCCUGGCAAUGUCUAUGGCCAGCAUGUAAAGGGUUAAAUAAGACAUACAAUCCAAAUAUAAAAAUACAAUUUAAUUGUGUGGACUUUAACUGUAUGUCAUUUCUGUAUACAAAAACACGCAACAGAAUCCUGCAUGGGUCCAGUGGGACAGACCCGUGCCCUGACCAGACCUCUAACCUGCAAGGUGCCCAUCCCUGCUACCUGCAAGUUGUUACGUUUUUAACUGUACCCGGGACACAUGAGACUGUGGUGUUACCAUUGGUCAGAAGUGAACCGGAGGUAGAUCAUCUGCAUCAGGAAGAAAAUGCUCUUUUAAAUGGGGAAAGCGUAUGGGAUAAAAGCCUGCGACCCAUGAUUAUCCAUGCGGUCUGGGACUUUCUGCUCAAAAUCCCACCAAUUUGUGGGCACCUGCCCCGAAGCAGGAUUCUAAUAGUACAGAAUUGAUUUAUACCUUACUUUUAAUAUAAUGUCAAGACGGGGUCAGCCAGAUUUGAACAGGGGACAACUUGCUCUGCCGUCACAUGCUGUACCGCGGAGCUAUACCCCCUGACAAAGGAAUUGUGCAGCAAAUUCCACAGGUGAACUAUAGGUAAAAUAUUAUAAAUAUGGGUUUGUCUUGCCUCCUGGAGUGGCAGGUUCUUCAUGUGGUCAAUUUGCUGGCUCUACCCCCAACCUUAGCUGCCCUGUAGCCCAUACCUGCCUCUCAUUUGCAGUUUCUGCAACCAGUAGUCUAGUGCCUCUGUCCCAAUUAGAGCAGAAUGUCCCCAUGAAGUGAACUCUGGGCCCAGCCAGCAGUUCUUAUGGCUCCGGCAGUAUUGGACAUUGCAAAUUAUGCAAAGGUUUUUGCCUCAAGUGCAGUCAUAAGUAAAUACUGUAAGGAUAUGCGAACAACACCUUACAAGCAACAUGUCACUACUUCCAGCGUUAUGUCAUACAGGCCCAGAUUUGUGGCGAGGCAGCAAAAAAUUAGGGUCAGCAUGCCGACCAGCCACAAUAAGGGGACCUGUGUGUCCCCAUUCAGCUGGACCAUUAGCCGGUACUUACACGCAUGCACACGCAGCUGGGAGUAGUGCAUGUGCUAGGGCCAUGUGCCUGCCUAGGUGCAUCCCCCUUUCAAAGGCACCAUUCCCCAGUGCUUUCGCGCAUUUGUUUGAGCCUGCAGGGUUGUGGGUGUGCGAUUGGACCGCAUGGCCUAGGGGCACCUGACCGAGGAAUACUGGCCCUAAAGGCAAACACUUGGGGAGUGACGCCCACUUCCAGGGCCACCAUCAGGGGGGUAUAGCUGUACCGGGGCUAAAGGGGGGCCCAGCUGUGCUGGAAAGAUCAUGUGGUGCUAAAGACCCGAAGCCGUGCCAAAGACCCAAAGCAGCGCCAAAAAGACCCGAAAUCAUGAAAACACCCAAAGCCAUGAAAAUACCCAAAGAUGAAGUCCUGAAGCCACGAAAAGACCCAAAGUUACGAAAGGAGCCAAAACAGCUGAAGAAAAACCUAAGGUAAAUUCCACCGAACACCUAUGUUUUUUAUAUUAUUUUAUUGAACUCCUGGCCACCAAUCAUUUUUAAAAUAUUCUAUGGGACCCCUGACCACCAAUGUUUUUGAAAACUUUUAUGGGGGGGGGCUGGCACAAUUUAUUUUAUUUUUUUAUAUAUGGGGCCCUGUCAUUUCUGAUGGCCCCCUGCCCACUUCAAUUGUGCCUGAUGCAGUAUGGGGAGUGCAUCGCAUCUGGCAAGCAGUAUGGAAAUGGCAUUAGCCCAUAAUUCUUUUCCAAAUGACUCAACAUGCUGUGGGACCCCUGCAAUUGCUACCAUGUUCAUCUGCCUUUCAACCACAGGCCCCCCAUAGAGGAGGCAGACCCAGCCCCCCCCCCAUAGCCAUGGGAUCUGUUUCCUAUGUAAUUAUACCACUGUUUACUACAUUUAAUGGAAACUAUCCAAACAUUGGUCAAGCCUCCUUAUAUUUAUUCUUUUAAUGAUUAUAUACUCCAAUUUCAUAAAAUGUUGGUGAAUUGCAGAUAUCUUAUCCUGCAUGUGGUUAAGCAUGACACAAAGACAGAAGAUAAAUGGUGGAUUGUAAUAUCCAUCAGCUGGAACAGGUGAAAUAGAGAUUUCCAUAGGGCAAUGCCCCAUAAAGAUCUAUAUAGGAUAAAUGGCUAUAAUGAUUGGCAGGUAAAGCGAUUCCUGCUUCUACCUGGGUAUCUGUGAGAGUUCUUCUCAUCCACAAAGUUUAUAUUUAAAAAGAAUUCUCUGAUGAACAAAGGUUGGUCAAUCUGUAUUCUAUAUACUUUUCAAACUGCUGCUCAGACUCAACUGGCACAUACCACUCAGCCACCAGCUCUAGGGUCCAACUGUCACAACUGUCAUUUAGCCAGUUUGGAGAGAUAGCAGGAGCUUGUGAGACAUGGAGAGAGAUUUUGGAGAUAAAUGCGGUAGAAGAGAUUUUUUUUUGCAGGAAAGUGAAUUUUCAGCGAAGAAGAAGAUGAAGAAGAGGAAGAAGAAGGAGGAAGAAGAUCCUUCUUGGAAAAUGAAGAAGAAGAGGAGAUGUGAGAGUCCAGUGGAAGACCCAGCUGUGGAAAGAUAUGGAGAUGGAGGUAGAAAGCAGUAUCCUCUGAGAAAAAAAAGAUCUCGAAGUCCAGAGGAGAACCCAGCUGUGGAAAGAUACAGAGAUGAGGAUAGAAAGCAGUAUCCUCUGAGAAGGAAAAGAUCUAGAAGUCCGGAGGAGGACCCAGUUGGAGGAAAAGAGAAGCAGGUUCGAGAGGACGCCAAAACAUCUGCAUACCUCGACAUCAACAAUUACAGCCUAUAUAAAGAGUUAGGCAAAGGCAGCUUUGGCAAGGUGGUGUUGGCAUCAUAUACCAUCAAGGACCAACUGACUGCUAUUAAGAUCAUCGAGAAGCAGCGGGAGGAUGACUUGAAAUAUGUCAGGAGAGAGGCAUCGGUUCUCCAGAUUGCUAGCAGGUGCCCAUUCCUAUGCCGGGCAAUGGCGACUUUCCAAACUCAGUCGCUGAUCCUGCUAGCCCUGGAGUACGUCAGUGGCGGCACUCUGCAGAACAUCAUCAAGACCCGGGGCCAUCUGAACAGUGAGCAAAUCCUGUUCUAUGCUUCAGAAAUAGUGGUAGGCAUAAAGUUCCUGCACAAGAAUGGGAUCGUUCAUAGAGACCUCAAGCCGGAGAACAUAUUGGUGGAUGACCAGGGCCACAUAAAGAUCUGUGAUUUUGGCCUUGUCUGCACCCGUAUGUAUGGAGAGAAGACGCGGUGUGGCUAUUAUGGAACACCAGGCUACACAGCACCACAGGUUUUAUCAGAGGAGAAUUACGACGCUGGAGCUGACUGGUGGUCAUUCGGCGUCAUCUUGUAUGAAAUGGCCACCGGUAAAUUACCGUUCUCGCCGAAGGGAACCCUGGAACAACAGGCAGAAACCAUUAUCAACGGAGAGCCUGAGUAUCCAGAUUCCCUUUCUUCCACCCUGCGGGACCUCAUAGAGCAGCUCUUGAAGAAGGAGGCCGACCAACGCCUUGGGGUGAAUGGCAACAUCCGGCAUCACCCUUUCUUUUCUACUCUCAAAUGGAAGAGAGUGAAGAAGAGAAAACUGGAGUCUCCCAUAAUACCUAAACCAGCCAAGGGACUCAUCAAAAAAGACAUCUCAUUCCCGAAAGAGAACCCGAGUGAGACCCGAAUGCUCAAGAGGUUCAAUUACGUGGACCCGAGCUGGCUGGAAUAAGGCGUCUGUUCCAUCGGCGAGGUAAAGCAUGACAUCAGUAGCACCUCCACUGCUUCAUCCUGCAACAUCGGGUAAUGUAUAAUGGCAACAAUCAAGGUGAGCAAAUACUGUAAUUACCAUCUUACUGUCCAGCUCUACCUUAUAAUUCCAACAUCCAAAGAGGAUCUUCUCCCCGAAAUACACCAUCUUGCAGGUUAUUAGCACUGUGGCCGACAUCACCAUAGAAAGCACUUACAGCUGCAUUUAUUAUCCCAAGUGCUUUCAGUGCCAUUACCAACGUAUGCAGCUUUGUUUUUCAUGUUCAUAGUUUUAUACUUUUUAAGUUAAAAAAAAAAAAAAACCCAUCUUCCCUUGUUUUACUACCCCAUCUUCCCAUGGUAACCAUUUCCAUAAGCACAGUCUGUGACCUCCAGGCUUUAUCAUUAUCUGUAAUGUCAUCAGAGGGGGGGAUAGGGGUGGGCAUAGCUAGUGGCUUGUGACUGGCUAAUUUGUAAUCUGUGGCCAGUCACAAGCCACCAGCGGUUCCCCUCUAAUGACAUCACAGACUACAUGCUCAACAACCCAUCCAUUUCUAUCCCUUACCAAGCAUAGCCUGUUCCCCCCAGGUCUUGUAAAGCACAAUCUGUUCCACCCAGGUCUUAUAAAGCACAGCCUGUUCCCCCCAGGUCUUAUAAAGCACAACCUGUUCCCCCCAGGUCUUAUA
Messenger RNA from Xenopus laevis (African clawed frog), 4715 nucleotides. RefSeq names its product protein kinase C delta type. The transcript has 11 exons. The record is from RefSeq and is a predicted model, not a curated record. NCBI's taxonomy places the organism in Eukaryota, Metazoa, Chordata, Amphibia, Anura, Pipidae. The coding region runs from base 2693 to 4012 and encodes 439 amino acids.